AUGACACGGGCACCCUGGCUGGUCAAUGCUGCCUUUCUCUUCAGUGUCUCUGUUGCAGCUGGUCAUGCCUCCCAGAAAGACUCUCUCCACAAUAGUAACUGUCCCCAGGGACAAGGACUCUGGCAGGACAGGGGGAAAGAUGCAGCCCUGGGGCAGCGCCUGGGCACCCUGCUCCUUCCCAUGGCCCUGCUCCUGUCUCCCCUCUUCCCUGCCCCACGGGGUUCCCAGCUGCAGGUGACCGUGGCGCCCUCCUCCACGGCCCGCGUGGGCUCGGGGGCCCUGCUGCAGUGCCGGUUCGAUGUCGGGGGGCCCGUGGCCCUCAACGCUCUGAGGGUGACAUGGUAUUUCUGGGAGGAGAAGUUGGCCUGGUACGACCAGGGCAGGAGCCAGGAACAACCCAGAGCCAGCCUGCCAUCGGAGAAGGAGCUGGAGAGCGGAGACGCCUCCCUGUCGCUAGUUGUGGUGACUGUGCCUGAUGGGGGCUUGUACCGGUGUGUUGUGGGGUACGGGACACAGCAGCACCAAGGGGAAACCAUCCUGCACCUGCUCGCUGCCCCAACGAUCUCCAUCCCGAGACAACCAGUUGUGGCUGACGCUGAGACCUCCCUCCUGUGCCACGUGGGGGGCUUCUUCCCCAAGGAUGUGGACGUGGUGUGGAUGAGAGAUGGGCAGGUCCUGAACGACUCCAUCCGCUCCAGCCCCAAGAGGAACACAGACGGGACCUUCAACCUCAUCCUGACCUACACCUUCACACCCACCCACAUCGACGUGGGGAGCAACUUCUCCUGCCACAUCCACCACGAGGCUCUGGAGCAGCCCAUAGAGGAGGACGUUACCCUGGACGUCCUAGUGGGUCAGACUGGUCCCAGGGCGAUCCUGAUCCUGAUCCUGAUCCUGGUUGGAGGUGGAGCCAUCCUGGUGUUUGUAAUCAAAGGACGACCCCCAAUGGCCAGUUACUUCUGCAGGAAGAGAAGAAAAGGUAGAGAAGCUGAGCCCAGGGAGGGUAGAGAGCAAGGAGGCAGGCCUUGUUCUCUCCUCCUACCAGGCGCAGCAGUGGCUCGCGCCAGCACGCGGAUUAGACCUGUCUUGGUGGCUUUGAGGACAGUACGAGCUUUCAUAACUUUUAACUUCUGGAAGAAGAGGAGCGAAGGCUGGGCCGUCUCCUACAAUGUCUCAGAGGUGGAGGGGCCGGAGCGGUGCCUGCUGGGCCAGGAGGGGACCCUGCGCUGCUCCAUGGAGGGGACAUUUCCAGAGGAUGCAGUCAUGAUGUGGGAGUGGAUCCACAGCGAGGACAGAAUGGCAUUUGAGAGUGACAUGGACCCAGAGAGCCCCGAGCACCAGCCGCUGUUACCUGCCCUCCCCCGGGACUGGAGAGUGACCGAGGAGAGAGCUGGGACCCGCCUCACGUCCUCCCUGACCUUCACCCCCACGCUGCAGGACGAUAGGGCGCGGGUCCGGUGCAGCGUCCUCCAUGAUGUCGAAUGUAUCAGAGAGGAGCGAGUGUCCCCGGAGAUCUGGCUGAGCGUGACCUGGCUGCGGAGGGGCAAGGGGGAGGACACUGCUGUGAUCCUGCGGGACUCGGCUGAGUGCAGGGUGGAGCCCGGCACGGCCGUCCUGGCACGGGACGGGAAGAGCUUCCAGCAGGAGACCACACUCACCCGCUGGACAUCCCGGGACAAGGGGGCAGAGUACAUCUGCCGCGUGGGACACCUCGCCCUGCAGACCCCCAUCGAGAGGAGCACUGGUUAG
Messenger RNA from Alligator sinensis (Chinese alligator), 1749 nucleotides. Its product is annotated as signal-regulatory protein beta-1-like. The coding region runs from base 1 to 1749 and encodes 582 amino acids. The record is from RefSeq and is a predicted model, not a curated record. Lineage: Eukaryota; Metazoa; Chordata; Crocodylia; Alligatoridae. The transcript has 7 exons.